AUGAUGAGUAAAAGACUAGCGAAGCUCUAUCGUCCGUGCGACAAGCUCGACAAGUACGAUAAUGAGCCUUACAUGAAAAAUCCUUUGCUGCACAUUCGAUUGUCAGAAAUUCGUCAACGGAGGCAUUAUUCUUACUUGCAAAAGAAGGCAGUUGAGGAAAAAGUCAAAUCCUGUAAAAAGCCUCUUUCAGUGGAUUCUGAUAUCGACGAUGUACUUAAAAGACCUCAAGAAUACUACAUCAAAAAACUUCGAAUGUACGCCAGUAAAGCUCCGAUCCCAAAAAUGCUCAAAAGAACCGAAAAUAAAAUCCUGAAUUUCGCUCCGAAACGUCUUCGUACGAAAUAUCCCGUCAUCGUCAAUACUUUUAUGAAAGACGUUCAUGAGGAUUUCGAUCGUAUCAUGAAGGCUUAUAGCCUUCAAAAAAUCCUCCGACCUGGUCCUGAUGACUUUAUCCCUCCCCGAGUUGAUUUUCAUUUUCAACGAAGCGGUCGAACUUCAAAUUAUCCGAAUUACGUUAAAAAUCGGGAUAAAAUUCGACGUUUACUGGUCAUUCCUUAUCCUUUUAUCAGGUGCAUUGUUAAUUAUGCUGCUACAGAUUUCCCUACUUAUCUCGUGGAACUUGACAAAUAUCGCGUUCCAGGAGGAGAAAUUUCAAUUUAUGACUUGAAGGAUCACAUGAAACGAGAUUUGAGGAGCAACUCUGCGUUCCUACAAAAGAUUUGGUAUCCUAAAAUUGUGAAAAUUAUUCACAAACAUUAUCGGAAAAGAACAAUCCCGUUGAAAAUGUGGGAAAGAGCCUUAAAUUGUGCAAGUGGUUUGAUAAAUCGCCAAUUGAAUGAAAUGAAGAUGCGAACGAUUGAUCAUUUAAAUCACAUAAUUUUGGAUCGCGAGAAGAUGCCUUUUAUUAAAACGAUCGCCUGUAUGGAAGGAGGUUUAAUUCUCGCUCCCAGUAUCAAUGAGAUAAUUUUGAUAUUCCAAGAGUUUAUUGACGAUAUCUUAGCUGUUGGAGAUCAUAUGGAUCCCAUAACCUAUUCCUUUGAAGAAACUGCUCGAGCGACUAUGCGAGGUGUCUUAUGGAAAAUUACCAUUGGCGACAUCUAUCGACAAGAUGCACUUCAACGAGUGAAACAGUCGCUCAUAAAGGCUUACGAAUGCACAACUACCUACUUGGCUUCAUUCCAAAGUGACUUCUUCAAGUUAUACUCGCCAGUAACUGAAACCAAACUAGAUAUUUUUCUAUCGGAACCCCACACUUUCGAAGAACGCUUGGGAAAAAUCGAGGAAUUCCAAAUGUACAUCGAGAAAAUAAAGAAACUCGUAGCGAGAGAAUUUUUCGAUAUCGCGAUCGUAAAUCAGCAGGAAGCGAUCAAGAGUCUUCGACAAAUUGCUCAAGACCUGAUCGAUCGAAUUGUGGAUAAACUUGUGCAAGCUCAUCGACAAGAAAAUAUGGAAAUCUGUAAGGAAUUUGAGACGAUCCGGUAUAAGGCACUGGCAAUACCGAAAAGUACAGAACAACUCACAGAAAAUGGGGAGUACAUGGUUUACGUGAAAAACACUUAUAUUGAUGUUCUUGGUGAAAGAAUUCAAAAAUCCCUACAGGUUAUGGGCAUUCUGGUAGAACUUAGAGAAUUACCACAAGAUUUACUGGACUUACAAGUGAGAACAGUUAAUUGGAUGCACAAUAUUGAAAGUGCAUUCGAAACAAACAGUCAAAACUAUGAACAAUACAAAUUUCAAUUUGAAGAAAAACUUCAAGAGGUUAUAAGAUCUCUUUCAGACAAAAUUGACGAACUUAUACCGCAUCUCGUGGUUAUCAAUGACAUGUGUGAAGUUGAAAAACUUAAUGAUUAUCACACAAUUUUGGAAAAUUUCUUGGAACAGAUUGUCGUUCUUGAUGAUUAUGUUACAUGGACUAAUAAGGAAGAGUUACUCUUUAAAUUUCCAAAGUCUCUUUAUCCAACUCUCGAAAGUAUUAAAACUUUCGUGGUGCCAUUUAUGUUGCUCAUUAAGCUCUGUAUGCGAUGGCUUCGUCACUACUACGUUUGGAUGGAUGGACCUUUUGAAUACUUGGAACCAGAAAUUGUAUCAUCAACUACUGAUGAAUUCCAUCGCGAGUUCCAGAAAACGCAGAAAUACUACAGAGCUCAGAUCAAAGCUGAUCAAUUAAAGGAUUCUGUGUGCAAGUUCAAGGGACAAAUGGAAGACCCGGAUCCAGAUAAACAUCCAGUGCCUUUGAAAUUAUGUACGAAAAUGACAGCUUGGAUUAAGGAGUUCCGAAUGGGAGUCUAUGUGGUUAAUAUUAUGUGCAAUCCAGCUUUACGUGAUAGGCAUUGGGAUGAAAUGUCUGAUAUUGCAGGUUUCGACGUUGCACCAAAUGCUGGAACAACUCUCCGAAAAAUCUUAAAUUUCCAUAUCGAACACAUUUUGGAUAAAUUUGAGAUCAUCAGUAUCAGUGCGAAUAAAGAAUUGCAGCUCCAGCAAAAUCUGGCAGCGAUGAUACAUGAAUGGGAGACAGUCAAUUUUACAUUUAGUACAUACAAGGAGACUCAUAUUAAUAUUCUGACCAGUUUGGAUGAUAUUCAGUGCAUUCUCGACGACCACAUUGUCAAAACACUCGCAAUGAGAGGAUCUGCCUUUGUCAAGCCCUGUGAAGAUGAAGUCAAGGCCUGGUACGCCAAAUUAACUCGAAUCAACAAAACCUUGGAACAAUGGGGUCGCGUACAAGCAACUUGGUUAUAUUUGCUCCCAAUUUUCUCUUCAGCUGAUAUUGUGGCUCAAAUGCCAGAAGAAGGACAACUUUUCAUCAAAGUUGAUGCCAUUUACAAACAAUACAUGGAAUUUGUGGUUGACCAUCCACUUGUUGUUGAAACAGCAGCUCUUGGAGGUCUUUUGGAGGCUAUGCAAGAAGCUAAUGCCAUGUUAGAAGACAUCACAAAUGGAGUGAAUGCUUAUUUGGAGAAGAAGAGAUUGUACUUUCCACGCUUCUUUUUCUUAUCAAACGAUGAAAUGUUGGAGAUUUUAUCAGAAACAAAGGAUCCGUUAAGAGUUCAACCACAUUUAAGCAAAUGUUUCGAAGGAAUCAAUCGUCUUCAUUUUGAUCAACAUUUAGUCAUUCACUCGAUGUUGAGUGUCGAGAACGAAGAAGUGAAAUUCCUCAACAAAAUUUCAACUGAGGCAGCUCGUGGCAGUGUCGAAAAAUGGCUUUUGCGAGUACAGGAAGAGAUGUUACUCGCCAUUCGUCAUCAGAUCAACCAAAGUUACAGUGCCUACUUCAAAAAAUCCCGUUCCGAAUGGGUCUUAGACUGGCCUGGCAUGAUUAUUUUAUGCGUUUCGCAGAUUUUUUGGGCUGCUGAGAUGCAUUCUUGUUUCUUAUUCAAAAACCCAAAGUUAAUUCUAAACUUUUUCGAUCAAGUCAAAGAAGAUCUCAAUGAAAUCGUGACCUUGAUCCGUUCCAAGGAGAUCACCAACUUACAACGCAUCACUAUUAAAGCUCUAAUUGUCAUCGAUGUCCAUGCCAAAGAUGUCGUCGAAGAAUUAAUCCAAAUGAAAGUCAAUUCCGAACAAGAUUUCCGUUGGUUAUCGCAGCUACGUUACUAUUUCGAAGGCGGAAAUGUCGUGGUAAAGAUCAUAAACGCCGCCGUGAAGUUCGCUUGUGAAUAUUUAGGCAACUCCGAUCGUCUUGUAAUCACUCCGUUAACAGAUCGUUGUUACCGAACCCUAAUGGGAGCGUAUCAGCUGCAUUUGAAUGGAGCUCCUGAAGGUCCCGCUGGUACCGGAAAGACUGAAACAACAAAAGAUCUGGCAAAAGCUCUGGCUGUUCAAUGUAAAGUCUUCAACUGCUCCGAUGGUUUAGAUUACAAAGCAAUGGGGAAAUUUUUCAAAGGCCUUGCUUCGUGUGGAGCUUGGGCAUGUUUUGAUGAGUUCAACAGGAUUGAACUUGAAGUCUUAUCAGUAGUUGCUCAGCAAAUUUUGAGCAUCAUCCAAGCUGUUCGUGGAAAAAUGAAGAGAUUCAUGUUUGAAGGCACUGAAAUCGACUUGAAUCCUGCUUGUUACGUUUGUAUCACCAUGAACCCUGGAUAUGCUGGUCGCAGUGAACUUCCAGAUAAUUUGAAAGUUCUGUUUCGCACAGUGGCGAUGAUGAUUCCGGAUUACGCGAUGAUUGGUGAAAUUUCGUUAUAUUCCUUUGGAUUCGUGAACGCUCGUUCAUUAUCAGUGAAAAUUGUGACAACUUACCGUUUAUGUUCUGAACAGUUAUCUAGUCAAAAUCACUAUGACUAUGGCAUGAGAGCAGUUAAGACAGUUCUUCAAGCUUGUGGCAACUUAAAGAAGAAGUAUCCAGAUGAAGAUGAAGAAAUCAUUCUUUUGCGAUCUUUGAUCGAUGUUAAUCUACCAAAAUUUUUAUCUUUUGACGUUCCAUUGUUCAAUGGCAUCAUUAGUGAUCUCUUCCCUGGAGUAAGUCUCCCUAAGCCAGACUAUGGGCUACUCACCGACACCUUCAACAAAGUUUGUAAAGAACUAUGUUUACAGCCACUUGAAAGUUUUCUCAUCAAAGUUAUCCAAACGUUUGAAAUGAUGAUCGUUCGUCAUGGUUUUAUGAUGGUUGGCGAGCCAUAUGCCGGAAAAUCUUCAACCUUAAAAGUUUUGGCUCGUUGCAUGGAACUCCUUGAAGACAAAGGCAUCAAUCCUUAUUUUCAAAAAGUUUAUCUUGGGAUUGUCAAUCCAAAAGCAGUCACUUUGGGGCAACUUUAUGGUGCCUUUGAUCCCGUCAGUUAUGAAUGGACUGACGGGAUCGCUUCACGGAUCUUCAGAUCUUUCGCUGUGGAUACAACUCCUUGUAGAAAAUGGCUCAUUUUCGAUGGUCCUGUGGAUGCGUGUUGGAUUGAGAAUAUGAACACAGUCUUAGAUGACAAUAAAAAGCUGUGUCUCACUUCAGGCGAGGUCAUCAGUAUGAAUAAUCAGAUGUCAAUGAUUUUUGAGGUUAUGGAUCUGGCACAAGCCUCUCCAGCGACAGUGUCACGAUGUGGUAUGAUCUAUAUGGAACCUGUUACCCUUGGAUGGGAAGCUUUUGCAUUAACGUGGUGCGAUCGACAAGAUCCCGCUUGGAUGGACGGUUACAAAGAUUACGUCAUGGAUUUGCUCCGAUGGAUUAUUCCAAGUUGCAUUUUGUUCGUGAAGAAAAAUUGUAAACAACUUUUAUAUCCAGGGGACACGAAACUCCUGAUGACUUCUUUGUCGAUCCUGGAAAUGCUGAUGGCAGAUGCAUGUGAAGAAAAUCCGGAAGAUUAUCAGAAAUUUGUAGCUUCGUGGUAUCAAAAUGCUUUGUUGCUUGCAGUUGUGUGGGGAGUUGGCGGGAUUUUGGAUUAUGACUCGCGAAUUAGGUUUGAUGAGUUUUAUCGUGAAGUCUGGAAAUGCACAGAUGAAGCAAAUCCGUUCCCAGAGAGGCAUGGAAAAGUUGAUGUUUUGAUUCCGCCUGAAGGAAUUGUUUUUGAUUAUUACUAUGUUUUUAAACAAAAGGGAUUGUGGAAAUAUUGGCCAGAUUUUGUGCGUCAACAGAAGCCUGAGACUGGAAUUGCGGUUCAGAUUCCAACGAUUGAUACUGCUCGUUACAUGUACAUGUUGGAUUUGCAUAUUAAGCAUCGUCAACCAAUGCUCCUCGUUGGACCCACUGGCACCGGCAAAAGUUUCUACAUCCAAAAUUUCAUGGUAAAACUCGACCCCGAAGAAUUCAUCCCCACAUUCAUCACUUUUACAACCCAAAUCACUGCCGAACAGACCCAAGAACUGGUCAUCACGAAACUCCACAAACACAAACGCGGCAUCUACGGUCCUCCAAAGGGCAAAAAAUGCGUUCUUUUCAUCGACGACAUGAACAUGCCAGCGAAAGAAAUAUUCGGCGCCCAACCCCCGAUCGAGUUAAUUCGCCAAUAUUUCGACCACAAAACAUGGUACGACGCCAGUGACGCGACUCCCAUUCACGUUUUCGAUAUUUUGAUCAUCGCUGCUUGCGGAUUAGUUGGCGGCAGUCGUCAAGAUGUUUAUGCCCGAUUUUUGUGUCAUUUCAAUAUUUUCUCGAUAAAUAAUUUUUCGGACGAGACCAUGCAUCGAAUUUUCUCCGCCGUGCUGCUUGACGGGUACAAAAGAUCAGGUCACUCCUCCGAUGUCAUCACGAAUUGCAACCAAAUCGUAAACGCCACGUUGGAAACCUACAAAUUCGCUUGCGAUAACUUGCGUCCUACCCCAGCUAAAAGUCAUUAUGUCUUCAAUUUACGUGAUGUAGCUCGCGUUGUGUGCGGUUGCUGCCUUUUAAAGAAAGAAUCUGUCGAAAGUAAAAAGAUUUUCUCGAGAAUUUGGUUCCACGAGAUCAUGCGAGUGUUUUUUGAUCGUCUCGUAAACGACGACGACCGAAAAUUGGUCUUUACAAAACUCGCAGACUGCAUUCGAGAUGUCUUCAAAGACAAAAUCGAGGAUUUAUUCGAAAAUUAUUUGGACGAAAAAGGAUUUAUCGAUCGUGAAAAAUUAAAUAAUUUGUAUUUUGGCAGUUAUUUCCACAUGGAUAUCGAUUUCGAGGAACGAAAAUACGAGGAAAUUGUCGAUAUCAAAGCUUUUCGCGACCUGGCCUAUAAAAAUCUCGAAGAAUACAAUGCCACAACUCGCAUGAAAAUGAACAUUGUAUUCUUCCAGUAUGCUUUGAUGCACUUGAAUCGCGUUUGUCGCAUCAUGACGAUACCCGGUGGAAGCGCCUUGUUAGUCGGUGUCGGCGGAUCAGGUCGUCAAUCGUUGACACGACUUGCCGCAAAUAUCUGCAAUCAGCAAUUUUUCCAGCCAGAAAUCACGAAAAAUUACGGAAUCAGUGAAUGGCGCGACGAUUUAAAGAAAUUACUUCGAAUUGCCGGCGGACUGGGACGAGAUUCGGUUUUUCUCUUCACCGAAGCCCAGAUAAAAAUGGAAGCUUUUCUUCAGGACAUCGAUUGUCUCCUGAAUUUAGGAGAAGUUCCCAAUAUUUUCGCGAUAGAUGAAAAACAGGAAGUUCUUGAACUGGUUCGCUUAGCAGCCCAAGGCGGAAAUCGCAACUUGGAUAUUUCGCCGUUGCAAGUUUUCCAGUAUUUCAUAAGUCGGUGCAAGCAAAAGUUGCAUAUUGUGUUGUGUUUUUCGCCAAUUGGCUCCGGGUUUCGUACUUGGACGCGUCUUUAUCCGUCUUUGGUGAAUUGUUGCACGAUUGAUUGGUUUGAACCGUGGCCUGAGGACUCCUUAGAGAUGGUUGCUGAACGUUACAUGCAAAAUUUGAGUGUUCCAUUGGAUGUCAAAAAAUCCGUUGUUCGGACUUGUAAGCAUUUUCACGUUUCUGCCAUCAAUAUGAGGGAAGAAUUUCUCGCAGCGACAGGAAGAAUCAUUUACAUCACUUCCGCUUCGUAUCUGGAACUCAUCAAAUCCUACACGAAAUUGAUAAAAUCCAAACAAGAUGAGACAAUGGCAAGUAAGAUGCGAUACAUUAUCGGUUUGGAUAAGUUACAAGAAGCCACCGAAGCAGUUGCGGUAAUGCAAAAGGAGCUAAACGAACUACAACCAACGCUGAUGAUAAUGGCGGAAAAUUCCCGUAAAAUGACGGAACAGAUUGAAAAGGAGUCAAUUGAUGCUGCUGCGGCGACGGAACAAGUCAAAAAAGAUGAAGUUGUGGCGAAUAUUCAAGCAGCUGAAGCGCAAGUUUUGAAGGCUGAUUGUGAAGCUGAUCUAGCUGUAGCAAUUCCAAUUCUAGAAGAUGCUAUUGAGGCAUUGAAUACGUUAAAACCAGCGGAUAUUACUUUGGUAAAGUCUAUGAAGAAUCCGCCAUCUGCCGUGAAACUUGUGAUGGCAGCAGUUGUCGUUAUGAAAGGCAUUCCGCCUGAUAGGAUAAAUGAUGCUGCCACAGGACGGAAGAUUUUGGACUAUUGGGGUCCGAGUAAAAGGAUUUUAGGUGACAUGGCAUUUUUGCAAACGCUAAAAGAAUAUGACAAGGACAACAUUAACAUCGACAUCAUGAAGCGAAUUCGCAAGGAAUUCAUUCCGCAUCCAGAUUUCAAGCCAGAAGUUGUUGCAAAAGCCUCCAGCGCCGCCGAGGGACUUUGCAAAUGGGUCAUCGCCAUGGACAAAUACGAUAAAAUCGCAAAAGAAGUCGCUCCGAAAAAAUUAAAACUCGAAGUGGCUGAACGAGAAUAUGCGGACACCAUGAGAAUUUUGAAUGAGAAACGAUCGUUGGCGCUGGCGCUCGAAGCACGUGUCCGUGAACUCAACAUAAACUUGGCAGAAGCAAACAUCAAGAAGAAAAAAGUCGAAGACGAGGUGGAAGCAUGUCGAAACAAACUUAUCAGAGCUGAAACGUUAAUCAGUGGCUUAGCAGGCGAGAAAAUUCGUUGGAUUGCCGCUGCUGAACACUUGCAGGAGGAUUACGAGAACUUGGCGGGAGAUAUUUUGCUGUCUUGUGGCAUAAUUGCGUAUUUGGCGCCACUUACGAGCUCUUACAGAAACAAAACGGUCGAAAUUUGGUACAAUAUUUGUAAAAAGGAAAAUAUUCCGUGCACUGAGGAUUAUUCUUUAAGUACUGUGCUUGGAUCUGACAUAACGACACAACAUUGGAACAUUUGUGGUUUACCAAGAGACGUAUUUUCCACUGAAAAUGCAAUUAUUAUGCAAAGUUCCCAACGUUAUAGCUUAUUCAUCGAUCCACAAGGACAAGCUAAUAAAUGGAUCAAAACUAUGGAAAGGAAUAACCAAAUUCGGGUACUCAAAUUUUCGCAAACCGAUUAUAUGAAGAAACUUGAACAAUGCAUCGAAUUCGGCUACCCAGCUCUAAUCGAAAACGUCUUCGAAGACAUCGACGUCUCGCUCGACACUUUACUCGCCCGCAACACCUUCCAAAUUGGUGGUCACGAAAGCAUCAGUCUUGGCGACAACGUGAUCCCAAUGUCACCCAAAUUUCGACUUUAUUUCACCUCAAAUCUCCGAAACCCGCACUAUUUGCCCGAAAUCUUCAAUAAACUCACAAUUGUAAACUUUGCCUUAACAAUUGAAGCUUUAGAAGACCAACUUUUGGGCAUCGUCGUCGCUAAGGAACGUCCCGACUUGCAAGAGCUGCGUCAAAAUUUGAUCGUGGAAAGUGCGAAAAAUAAAGCCACCCUCAAAAAUGUCGAAGAUAACAUCUUAAAGACACUUUCCGAGUCCAAAGGCGACAUUUUGGAAGACGAAACUGCGAUAAAAAUGCUCGACGACUCAAAAAUCCUGUCAAUUGAGAUAAAGAACAAACAAGCAGAUGCCCGCGUAACCGAGGAAAAAAUCGAAAGUUUCCGUUUGAGUUACAAACCAGUCGCAUCACAUUCCUCCGUGCUGUAUUAUUGCAUCACGGAUUUGCCAAACAUCGAUCCAAUGUAUCAGUUUUCGCUUGCAUGGUUCAUCAAUCUGUACAUUUACUCGAUUGAGCAUGCAAACAAAUCCAAGGACUUACACAAGAGAUUAAAAUUCCUAAUGGAUGCCAUCACAUGCAAUUUGUACAACAACGUUUGCCGUUCGUUGUUCGAAAAGGACAAACUUUUGUUCUCGUUCGUGCUCACGUCGAAGGUGAUGUUGGCCAACAACCAGAUCGACAUUAAUGAAUUUCAGUUUCUCAUCACGGGCGGCGAACAACGCGAAGUUACGCGACCAAAUCCGGCGCCCGAUUGGAUUACGGAGAAAAUGUGGGAUGACAUUAACCGUUUGGAGCAAUUGAGUAUUUUUACUGGGUUCGUGGAGAAUUUCGUGAGUAACUUGAACAGCUGGAAGCGAUAUUUCGACUUUACGGACCCCCAGCUGGAGCAAAUUCCCUCGCCGUGGGCCGAAUCGACGAACGCUUUUGAGAAAAUGGUCAUUUUGCAUGCAAUUCGUCCGGAUAAAGUAGCAGCUGCGAUUACGAUCUUCGUGGCGAAGGAGCUGGGGGAACAUUAUGUCAUGCCGCCACAAUUCGAUAUCGCCAAAUCUUAUGAAGAUUCGAAUUGUUUGUCGCCUCUGAUUUUUAUCCUGAGUCCGGGAGCCGAUCCGAUGAGUAGUUUGCUACUUUUUGCCGAACGCAUGGGAUUUGACGAGACUUUCCAAGCUAUCUCGUUAGGGCAAGGACAAGGGCCCAUCGCUCAAAGUAUGAUCGAAAAGGCGCAACGUGACGGAACGUGGAUUUGCCUCCAAAAUUGUCACUUGGCUACUUCGUGGAUGCCAACGCUCGAGUAUAUCUGGGAAAAUAUGGACAUGUUGAACACGGAAGCCACUUUUCGAUUGUGGUUGACGUCAUAUCCGUGGGACAAGUUCCCAACGGCAAUCCUACAAAACGGGAUAAAAAUGACAAAUGAGCCCCCGACGGGUUUGAGACAAAAUUUGCUAAGGUCUUAUACCUCAGAACCGAUGAGCGAUGAGAAAUUCUACACUGGAUGCCCGGGCAAAGAUCGCGCUUUCACGAAACUUCUUUACGGAAUCUGCUUUUUCCACGCAAUUUUGUUGGAACGACGCAAAUUUGGCAGUCUCGGAUGGAAUAUUCCCUACGGCUUUAAUGAGUCCGAUUUUCAGAUCUCUGUUCAGCAACUUCAGAUUUUCCUCAAUAUCUACGAGGAAGUUCCGUAUAUGGCGAUUUCGUAUUUAACGGGGGAAUGUAAUUAUGGGGGACGUGUGACAGAUGCCUGGGAUCGUCGCUUGAUUUGCACCAUCUUGGACGAUUAUGUGAACGAAAAAAUUGUGAACGAUAGCACGUACAAGUUUUCGGCCGAUGUCAAUUUCGGGAUACCACGAAAGACGGAAUGGCGUGAAGUGGUGAAGUUUAUUGAGGAAAAUGUGCCGAUUAUGCCGACGCCGAAUAUUUAUGGGCUGCAUCCGAAUGCCGGGAUUAUGAGAGAUUUGAAUAACUCGAAUUUGUUGCUGGAGUCGAUGUUGUUGACGCAGGGAAAGCAAACGUCGGGUAUUGAUGCGGAUGCGGAGAAAAAUUUGCUUAUUACGGUUAUGGAAAUUGAAAAGAGAUUACCUGAACUAACAGACUUGGAAGCAGUAAAGGAAAAAUUCCCCGUAGAUUACAACGAAUCCAUGAACACCGUCCUUGUCCAAGAAAUGGAACGCUUCAAUCGUCUCUUGUUCGAACUAAAAGCCACUUGUGUCGACGUCCAAAAAGCCAUCAAAGGUCUUCUCGUGAUGACACCUGAGCUCGAAGACACUUGCAACUCCAUCAUCAUCAAGAAAAUUCCCGUGCGCUGGCAGAAAAAGUCCUAUCCGAGCAUGAAACCAGUCGCCAGCUACAUUCAAGACUUCCUCGAACGCUUGAGAUUUUUACAAGAAUGGAGUGAAAUUGGCAAACCAGCUGCUUUUUGGAUUUCCGGCUUUUAUUUCACGCAAGCCUUUUUAACGGGAGCUAUGCAAAAUUAUGCGAGACAACAUCGCAUUCCAAUUGACACGUUAACUUUUGAUUUUGUGGUGAAACGUGAAGCAACUUCGAAAUACCCACCGCAAAGUGGCGUUUAUGUCUACGGCUUAUUUGUAGAUGGCGCUCGAUGGCUCGUGGAACGAGGUUGUUUAGACGAACAACUCCCCAAAGUUUUAUUAGACGUGAUGCCCAUGAUCCAUUUUAAGCCGGUUCUCACGAACGAACUCGACGAAGGAAGUCGUUACAAGUGCCCGGUUUACAAAACGCUUGAACGUCGCGGCGAAUUAUCCACUACCGGCCAUUCUACGAACUACGUCUUGCCCAUUUUGCUCGCAAUCGGCGAUUACAGUGUCAAACACUGGAUUAAGCGGAGUGUCGCCUUGGUCUGUCAAACGACUGACUAA
Messenger RNA from Culicoides brevitarsis, 11805 nucleotides. It is a transcript of the gene Dhc62B, whose product is annotated as dynein axonemal heavy chain 12. The record is from RefSeq and is a predicted model, not a curated record. NCBI's taxonomy places the organism in Eukaryota, Metazoa, Arthropoda, Insecta, Diptera, Ceratopogonidae. Gene Ontology annotation, cellular component: dynein complex. Gene Ontology annotation, molecular function: dynein intermediate chain binding; ATP binding; ATP hydrolysis activity. The coding region runs from base 1 to 11805 and encodes 3934 amino acids. The transcript is spliced from 11 exons. Gene Ontology annotation, biological process: microtubule-based movement.